GUCUAGAAUGUUUUGCCCAGCCCUUCUAGUCCAUAUGUACUCCGUAGAUCAGUUGAAAUCUCGUUUCGCGUCGAGCCUAGUGUCCAGGACCUCCUGCUAGCUCUGUCUGAGUAGGUUUCUGAGCAUAAAUAUUAAGUCUUGUACUUCCACCGUCGUUCAUUGACUUCACUGCACUCCACCCACUGGUUGUUGUUUUUUUAAAGUCAUUCAAUAUGGAGAAAGCAGAGCUUACCGAAACCAAGAAUGGUGAUGCCACGACGGAAGAUGUCGAAUCCAACGAGAUCUCGCGUGAGGAGACCUUGACGGGGAAGAUUGAUAUGAAAAAUAGCCGUGCAUUCAAAGGGGAUGAUUCUGAUGGCAAGGUUGACUGGAACCUCCGGAAUGCACUGGCGGCUGCUUUCCUUGCCAUGUUGUACACCGGUUCUCAGAUCAUCCUAUACUUCGUGGGAGGUGGACUGGAUUUCAUUGCUGCCGAUAUUGGCAACACCGAAUCAUCGGGAUGGCUCCCAGUCGCCAACACACUGGCCAUCGCUGCCCUGGCUCCAUUCUGCGGCUAUCUACAGGAUUUGUUCGGCAAACGGUAUAUCGCCAUGACUGGCGCCCUAUUGAUCUGCGUUGGCAUCAUUCUCAUCGCCACGGCAAAAUCCUUCGGCCCAGCCGUCACAGGCAUGGCUCUAUCAGGAGCUGGUGCUGCCAUCGGCGAACUCACGGGUUUAGCUGGAUUGGCUGAAUGCGUACCUGUUAAAUUUCGUGGCUACUCCCUGGCUGUUGUAACAGCUUUCGUCUUUCCAUUCACCCCCUAUUUGCUUUACACGGAGUUGCUUCAAAGGGAUACCAAAUUAGGAUGGCGAUGGACUGCGUGGAUCUCGCUGAUCUACAAUGGAAUCACCGGACUGGGCCUUCUCUUCACUUACUUCCCAAAUCACCACACCCGUGCUGACGGGUUGUCACGUCGUGCGAUUCUUGCUAAAAUCGACUACAUUGGAGGACUGUUGUCCAUCAUUGGACUAACCUUGACGCUUGUUGCCCUUCAGGCUGGGGGCUACUCGCAUCCCUGGACCAGUGCAUACGUUCUUUGCUGUCUCCUCAUCGGCAUCGCCCUCCUCGUUGCUUGGCUCGUUUGGGAAAUCAAGUUUGCCAAAAAUGGCAUGAUUCCUCUCGAACUAUUCCGAGGCCAGCGUGUCGUUGGUGUGGCCUACGCGAUGGCCUUUGUCGGCGGCAUGAACUUCUACUCGAUCCUUAACUUUUACCCCUUGCUUUUCAAGGCCGUCUACAUUCACGAUCCUGUGGGGGUUGGCCUUCGCUCCCUUCCAAGCGGCAUCGCCACCACGGCCGGCGCCAUCGUCUUCAACUCGCUCCUUUCUACCUUCAGUAACCACAGUCGCGAAGUUAUCAUAGUCGGCCUAAUCAUCAUGACCGCCUUCGGUGGAACGGUCUCUACCGCCACUCCCGAAAACCCCGUACGGACCGUGAUCCUCUCCACACUGACGUCUUUUGGAGUUGGCGCUGCCAUCGUCCCGACUGCCACCGUCGCGAUGCUCGCGACCCCCGAUGCUCUCAUCACGACCGCGGCCGCUCUGUCACUUUCCGUCCGCGCCGUCGGUGGUGCAAUCGGCUACUCCAUAUACUAUAACAUCUUCGUGAACAAGCUCAGUGGGUUCCUGCCGAUCCAGGUCGGCACUUACGCUGCGACGGCGGGGCUCCCACUUGCAUCACUUGAGAAAUUCGUCAUCACAUACUUGACGACCCCGGAAGACAUCAUGACCGUGGAGGGGGUGACGCCUGCGGUGGUGGAUGCGGCCGCGCUGGGAUCCCGCUGGGCUUAUUCUUUGGCGCUGCGAUAUGUCUGGUGGACUAGCAUCGCGUUCGGUUCUUGUGCAAUCGUUAUCUGCUGCUUCUUGCCAUCCACCAAGAAGUACCAGACCAACCGGGUUGCUGUCGCUUUCUAAAUCAUGGCUACGACGCCAUAGAGAAAUAUCAGUGUGGGAUUUCGGGAGGGCGGUCACUGCAUAUAUCUUAGUAAUAUAAUUAUAUUGUUCCGGGUGCACUAUAUAGCAAUCUUGACAG
Eremomyces bilateralis CBS 781.70 is the source of this 2067-nucleotide messenger RNA. Its product is annotated as MFS general substrate transporter. Gene Ontology annotation, molecular function: transmembrane transporter activity. NCBI's taxonomy places the organism in Eukaryota, Fungi, Ascomycota, Dothideomycetes, Eremomycetales, Eremomycetaceae. Gene Ontology annotation, biological process: transmembrane transport. The record is from RefSeq and is a predicted model, not a curated record. Bases 213 to 1949 code for a protein of 578 amino acids. The transcript has 5 exons.